AUGGCCGAUUUCACCAAUAACGCACUCAAAAAGUUCAAGCUUGUCUUCCUCGGCGAGCAAAGCGUCGGAAAAACAUCCAUCAUCACAAGAUUCAUGUACGACUCAUUUGACAACACAUAUCAGGCUACCAUUGGAAUUGACUUUCUCAGCAAAACGAUGUAUCUCGAAGACAGAACGAUUCGCCUACAAUUGUGGGAUACCGCCGGUCAGGAACGUUUUCGGUCUCUUAUUCCAUCGUAUAUCCGUGAUUCGAGUGUCGCUGUUGUUGUUUACGACAUCACAAAUGCCAACUCGUUCCAUCAAACGACAAAGUGGGUCGAUGAUGUGCGCAACGAGCGUGGUUGUGACGUCAUCAUCGUGCUUGUCGGCAACAAGACCGAUCUCGCUGACAAAAGACAAGUCUCCACUGAAGAUGGUGAGAAGAAGGCGCGUGAUUUGAAUGUGAUGUUCAUCGAGACUUCCGCGAAAGCUGGAUACAAUGUGAAACAGCUGUUCCGCAAAAUCGCCACUGCUCUUCCUGGAAUUGUUCAAGAGGAAACUCCCGAGCAACCGAAUAUCGUGAUCAUGAAUCCACCAAAAGACUCUGAAGAGACCGAGGGUCGUCAAUGCCCGUGCUAA
Molecule: messenger RNA, 618 nt
Organism: Caenorhabditis remanei
Lineage: Eukaryota; Metazoa; Nematoda; Chromadorea; Rhabditida; Rhabditidae
Exons: 7
Coding region: 1-618 (205 amino acids)
Molecular function (GO): GTP binding; GTPase activity
Source: RefSeq, a predicted model, not a curated record